AUGCGCCUCGAUGGGCUCGCCCAACAAGCCCACCCAGACAAACGGCCAUCCCUACUUACUUUAUCGAGUUUCGGACCGAAGGAUAAAGCUAAGUUCGAACGAUUACUAGUGGAGUAUCAAGCCGACAACCAGCUACCAGACCUAUUCAUCACGCGCCCGUCUACGCGGCGCUUGUUCGCGUUCUUGAACAAGCACUAA
Phytophthora nicotianae INRA-310 is the source of this 198-nucleotide messenger RNA. RefSeq lists its product as hypothetical. The transcript has 2 exons. The coding region runs from base 1 to 198 and encodes 65 amino acids. The record is from RefSeq and is a predicted model, not a curated record. NCBI's taxonomy places the organism in Eukaryota, Oomycota, Peronosporomycetes, Peronosporales, Peronosporaceae.